Salpingoeca rosetta is the source of this 2322-nucleotide messenger RNA. RefSeq lists its product as uncharacterized. The transcript has 2 exons. NCBI's taxonomy places the organism in Eukaryota, Choanoflagellata, Craspedida, Salpingoecidae. The record is from RefSeq and is a predicted model, not a curated record. Bases 1 to 2322 code for a protein of 773 amino acids.
AUGGCGAAGAAGGCGCCGCAGUCGCACCGCGUCCUCUUCGCCUUCAUCGCCUGCUUCUUUUUCGUCGACGUCCUCAUCCUCGUCCACCUCUGUCGUGCUGGCAGCCCCGAAUACAGGAGGCUCAGCAUCGCCACCAACGUCACACAGCAACAGCCACAGCAUCCGGGCACAGUUGCAUUGCGGCCAUCUGCGUUCUCUCUCAACGCUCGCUUGUGCAACCAAGACGAUGCGCGCCAGUUCAGCGAGCUGCGAGAAGGCGCGUUACAUGGCGCCUCCUGCGAGGAGCUGUGCCUGCGCAUGUGUGGCAGCGGUGUGGACGAACUGUGUAAUCAGAAAGCGCGCGCUGUGACGGUGGAAGCAAGGGAGGUGCCAUUGCCAUCUCUGCAGGCACGCCGGGUGCACCGUCUCAACUGGCACGUGUCGCGUCAACAGCGCGCGCUCACAGGCCGCCUUGACGGCGUCCGGCGUCUUGACCUUCAUUCCGACGCCACAUCAGCACACACAGGCGCAGCAGCGCAUGACUUGAACAUCGACGCCAUUGCCAGCAUCCCUGACGUUCGCAUCUGCCAAGUCCCGCACGUGGUGGACGUCAGCGCGUUGUGCAAUGUCCAGCAUGUGGUGUUGCGAGAAGUGGGCGUGAGAGAUAUUUCGCCGCUGUGUGAUGUUCCACGUGUGGAGGUGUGCGCUUGUCGAAGCGUGGGCACGUGGAACCUCGUCCUCAACAGCACGCACGUGACUCUCGAGUCCUUGCCUGCGCUGUUGGGGUGGCUGCAGCUGACACGUGCCACGCAUGUUCGAGUCCGAGACUGCGACCGCCUCGAGAAACUCUCUUGCACGAGCACGCACAUGGACUCCUUUGAAGUUUGCUCCUGUGCACGGCUCAAGAAAGUGACCCUGCCAUAUUUGCACGAGCCACCAAAGACAAAGACCCACCAGCACCAGCAGUCGCACCACCGACACCAGCCGCCCCCAUCACCGCAGCCCCACCACCACCGACAUGAGAUGAAGCUUGUGCGCGUGUCCAACUGUGCCAACCUGGUGACGUUUGAGGUGCCGCAUAUACAGCACGUGCACAGCUUUGAGCUGUCGGACUGCGCUGCGAUGACGGCGUUUGUAUGCGGCAUGCGGGCAGUGGAACACACACUCUCCUUUUCGUCGUGUCCUUGCUUGAGCACGCUGCAGGUGUCACGCCUCAACAGCGUCGGGGAGUUUCGCCUGAGCAGCUGUGGUGUCACCAGCAUGGUCUGUCCCUGUGCCACUGCCAAGCGCAUGCGCGUACACAGCUGCCCUGCUCUGCAGUCAUUGCAGCUGCCGCACCUCGUCGAUGCAGACGCUCUGCGCGUCGAGAACUGCUCGUCUCUCAGAGAGGUGGCGUGUGCCGUGGUGCACAUCGUCCACUGGCUCACUGUGGGGCACUGCGACAGGCUGACACGCCUGCAUCUGCCCAAGCUUUGCCAGUUCUCCAGCUGCACCGUGGUUGCAUGCGCCAGUCUCGUCCACUUUGUGUGCAAUGCCAUGGACAUGGACGUGUUCCAGGUGAGAAACUGUGCCAAGCUGCAGUCGCUGAGGCUGCCACGGCUUGUGCGCGUCGGUGAGCUGCAGAUGACGCACUGUGACGCCCUUGCCGCCAUCGUCUGUAACCUGCAGACUGCAGAGCGCAGCAUCUGCGUCGAGCACUGCAAGACCGUCAACCGUCUGGCACUUCCCAAGAUGGAGUGUGUCCGACGCAUGAGUGUACAUCACUGCGAUGGCCUCACCGAGGUCCAGUGCCACGCCUGCACGAAGCUUGACCGCCUUCGCGUCGUCGACUGCCGCCAGCUGCACUCGCUCGAGCUGCCCAGGCUGACACGUGCGCAAACCAUGGAACUGGCUGGCUGCCCUUCGCUCGGGGCGUUCUCCUGUGGCGUGACCAGCGUCGAUCACCUCACGGUGCAGAACUGCGAAAACCUCGUCAGCCUCGAACUCAGAGCGCUGGAGCGAGCAAAGCAACUAACACUGGAGCGCUGCCGCCGCCUUCCCGCGUUCGUCUUUCACGGCGACGAGCUGGCCGAGCUGCGCGUGGAAGCGUGCGAUGCACUGUCGUUGUUGCUGAUGCCCUCCGUGCGGCGCAUGCGGCACCUCUCUCUCCUGCACUGUGCCGGGCUGGCGUCGUUCUUGUGUGAUGUGGAGGAGAUCCGGCGUUUGCGGGUGGUACACUGCAACUCGCUCGCGCUGCUCAUUUUCCCCGCGCUCAAGAGUGUGCUGGACAGCCUGGAGGUGUCGUCGUGCGCAGCGCUGCUCUUCUCUCGUGCGACAUCACAAACGCAGGGCGCCUGUCCAUAA